CUGGAUUGAACUUAAAUCGUUUCUUAAUUCGGAUUAAAUUUGUGUUAACCAUCAACCCAUCCAACCCUCCCAAGUUAUUGCCCAACCCUUCUAUAGCCCUCCAGAUAAUAGAAAAUGUGUCCGAAAAUGCACUUAAUUUUAUUUUUAUUUCUAUUUUUUCGCCGAAGGUGAAUUCUGGAGCCUAUGUCCUUCGAGAUUCGAAGGAAAGCAACAGUGUAACAAUGGCCGCCGCUGUGCAGAAACUGCUUAGGAAGCCAUCGUACCAGAGAAUCCUUCCCUGCCUCAACAAUGGAAAAUCGUCAAAUCUUGUAGCUCCUCCACUGCUCCACAAGCCCUAUCCCCCAGAGACCAAAUCCGACGCUGAACCUAACCUAAACCCUUGCCAGGGUUCAUCAACCACAGAGAAUCAUACUCAUUACAGUAGCUUUCAGAUUUACCCUAGUUUUCCAUUUGGGUAUUGCUUGAACCCCAUUCCAUCACCCGUGCUCGAACAAUCUCAGCCAUUGAAGGUCGAGGAGGUCGACUCCGAUGACUCGCGUACGAUUUGGGCGGACAGUGUCAAGAAGAAGAGGAAGAAGAAGAUGAACAAGCACAAGUACAAGAAGCUUCGGAAGCGUCUUCGCCGCCGAACCUAAGAAGUCAUUGUCCCAUCAGAUAUCGGAAAGGAUCAAGGCCUGCAAUGGGUUUCAAGUAUGGUCUGGUAGUUUUGUGGUUCCUUCGUGAUCAAUGCUAGUUUGAGCUGCUUCAGCCUGAGAUGGAGGAAAAUAGAAAAUUGAAAUCUGAGACUGCAUCAUGUCCAUGGAAAUAAACUUGGCUACGUGCACUCUUUGUUAUUUUAUAAGGAGGGGAUUUUAUUUUGUUCACAUUGCCAUAUUAGGGGUUUUGACUUGAUUUAAGCAAAAAUCAAUAGCAUAGUUAUUAAAGGCCCAAGGUGCUACAACUCCCUAACUGUAGCAACUUGGCAAGGUGUGCCUCGACUAUUUCUUUUUCUAUUUUUACAAUUUUAUUCUUGAAAUUUAGGACUUUAUGAUUGAAAUUUUACAUAAUUGCAUCGAUGUUUCAUUGGAUGCC
Vitis vinifera (wine grape) is the source of this 1071-nucleotide messenger RNA. RefSeq lists its product as uncharacterized. Gene Ontology annotation, biological process: mRNA processing. The transcript is spliced from 2 exons. Lineage: Eukaryota; Viridiplantae; Streptophyta; Magnoliopsida; Vitales; Vitaceae. Bases 222 to 635 code for a protein of 137 amino acids. The record is from RefSeq and is a predicted model, not a curated record.